UAGAGUGAUUUCUAAUGAUGUUACCUAAAGGAAGCAUAUAUAGAGUAAAUAGGAUUGGUCCGAGCACAGAACCUUGCAGAACUCCAAAACAAACUUUGGUACGUAAGGACGAUUCAUUAUGAACGUCAACAAACUGAAAACGAUCAGAUAAAUAAGAUCUGUCCUGUUCUGCAAAAUUGUUGGAUUUUUCACAUUACAAUAACACGCCAGCUAGCAUAACUCUGCUGCCUCGUAAUUUUAGCUGGUUAGCUAGCUAGCAGAAGUCCCCUGUCGUCUGCCGUUCAUCAAACGAAGCAUGAUGAAUGCGGCAAACGCGAUCGGUAGGGUGAACUCAACCAGAGACUCCCUUGUAGAUGCCGGUUGGAAAUGUAGAUGGCUCGCAGCUUCCUGUCUAAAAUAGUUAUGUAUGCAUGAACGUAACUGACGCGCUGACAUAGUGAGUGGUGUCCCAAUUCCUAGGGAAAGAUUUCAACCCCUACCCCUCGUUGCUUCAUUUUGAGGGCCAAGGGAUAGUGGGCAAGGGGGGUUAUUGAGAUUGGGCCUAAACCAUCCAAACCAUUUCUCAAAAUCAUCUUUGAGAAAAAAUCCCUGCAGUGCCAGUGUGGUGUCAGGUUUGUGUCCCCGUAGUGCAAGUGUGGUGUUAGGUUUGUGUCCCCGCAGUGUCAGUGUGGUGUUAGGUUUGUGUUCCCGCAGUGUCAGGUUUGUGUCCCCGCAGUGCCAGUGUGGUGUCAGGUUUGUGUCCCCGCAGUGUCAGUAUGGUAACAGGUUUGUGUCCCUGCAGUGCCAGUGUGGUGUUAGGUUUGUGUCCCCGCAGUGUCAGGUUUGUGUCCCUGCAGUGCCAGUGUGGUGUUAGGUUUGUGUCCCCGCAGUGUCAGGAUUGUGUCCCCGCAGUGUCAGGAUUGUGUCCCUGCAGUGUGAGGUUUGUGUCCCUGCAGUGCCAGUGUGGUGUUAAGUUUGUGUCCCCACAGUGUCAGGUUUGUGUCCCCGCAGUGCCAGGUUUGUGUCCCCGCAGUGUCAGGUUUGUGUCCCCGCAGUGCCAGUGUGGUGACAGGUUUGUGUCCCCGCAGUGUCAGGUUUGUGUCCCCGCAGUGUCAGUGUGGUGUCAGGUUUGUGUCCCCGCAGUGUCAGGUUUGUGUCCCCGCAGUGUCAGGUUUGUGUCCCCGCAGUGUCAGUGUGGUGUCAGGUUUGUGUCCCUGCAGUGUCAGUGUGGUGUCAAGUUUGUGUCCCUGCAGUGUCAGGUUUGUGUCCCCGCAGUGUCAGUGUGGUGUCAGGUUUGUGUCCCUGCAGUGUCAGGUUUGUGUCCCCGCAGUGCCAGUGUGGUGUCAGGUUUGUGUCCCUGCAGUGCCAGUGUGGUGACAGGUUUGUGUCCCCGCACUGUCAGUGUGGUGUCAGGUUUGUGUCCCUGCAGUGUCAGGUUUGUGUCCCCGCAGUGUCAGUGUGGUGUCAGGUUUGUGUCCCUGCAGUGUCAGGUUUGUGUCCCCGCAGUGCCAGUGUCCUCACUGCGUCAUCACUGCAGAGCAGCACAAUUAAUCAGGAUUAUUUGACGGUGAUCUGUUGUGAUGUUGUCUCCUAAUAGGAUGAUAGGAUGCAGACCUGAGGACCUGAACGGGGACCUGAACAGGA
This is a messenger RNA of Epinephelus moara (kelp grouper), 1623 nucleotides long. Its product is annotated as laminin subunit alpha-5-like. Bases 756 to 1544 code for a protein of 262 amino acids. The record is from RefSeq and is a predicted model, not a curated record. Lineage: Eukaryota; Metazoa; Chordata; Actinopteri; Perciformes; Serranidae. The transcript has 4 exons.